AUGCUCGGCCUUCAGAAGUCUCCAACGGCAGUGGCUGGAUCGAAUUUGCGAUCCACCAUAUUCAUCACAACCGCACUUCUUUUGGGCUACAUCUUCAUUUUCCGCCCUAUACGGAACAUCUUUUUCCAUCCACUCAAGAAGUAUCCUGGGCCCAAACUCUUUGCUGCAUCCUCGAUUCCUUAUGGUGUAUGGUAUAUGACAGGCAAAUGGCAUACCAAGAUCCGCCAGUUGCACGCCACGUACGGCCCUGUCGUCCGUAUUGGACCGAAGGAGUUAUCGUAUGCUACCCCAGAGGCAUGGGAGGACAUAUAUGGUCGUUACGUGCCGGCCAAGCGCAAAGAGAAUCCGAAACCAACGUGGUACUGCAGCCCGGACGCCCACGAUAUGGUCGGCGCCAGUUUGGGUGAUCAUGGCCGCAUGCGCCGCGUCAUGGCACCGGGCUUCACCUACAGCGCCAUGUGCAAGCAAGAGCCUCUGAUCAAAACUCAUGUCGAUUUGUUCCUUUCUAAGCUGCACGACAUGUGCGAUCAAGGAAAAGCGACGAUCAACAUUCUCGAGUGGUUCACCUACUGCACCUUCGACCUGAUUGGAGACUUGUCGUUUGGUGAACCCUUUGGGUGUUUGGAAAACGCCAUGUUGCACCCAUGGCUUCAGCUCGUCUUUGCGAACAUUUAUGUCACGCACAUAAUCUUGCUGUGCAAGCGUAUCCCCUUCUUCUACAUCUUUCUGCCUGUCAAGACGACUCUUCAGUUGUAUCGCGAUUUUAACCGACACGUCGUUCUCCUACGCCAAGUCGUUGAGCGCAGAUUGUCACUAACAACACCGCGCCCUGACUUUAUGGAGAUCAUGACGUCGAAGCAGAGCAACACUCUUUACAUGACCAAAGAGGAGAUUUUCAAGAACGCCAUACUUCUUACCGGUGGCGGCGCAGAGACCACUUCCAGCAGCCUCACGGGUAUGGCGUUCAUCCUGACGACCAGGCCUGACGUCAAACAACGUAUCGUCGAAGAACUGCAUGCAACUUUCCCGACCGAGGAAGACAUUAACAUGCGAAGCGUCGCGCAGCUGAAGUACACGGGCGCCUUCAUCGAAGAAGCGAUGAGGUACUAUCCCCCGGGCCCAAAUACCAUGUGGCGCACGACUCCCGCUGGCGGCAACACCAUCCUUGGCGAAUACAUUCCUGGAAACACCAUUCUCGGCAUUCCACAUCGCGUCUUGUACCGCAGUGAAGCAUAUUGGAAGCAUGCUGAUGAAUUCCAUCCCGAGCGCUGGUUACCAGAUGGCGAGCGUCCGGCCGAGUUUGACCAGGACCGUCGCGAGGGGUUCCACCCGUUCUCUUACGGCCCGCGUGCCUGCAUCGCCAUGAACUUGGCCUACGCGGAGAUGCGUUACAUCCUCGCUCGAUUCUUGUGGAACUUUGACAUCGAGGGCACGGAGCAGAGUAAAGGUUGGAUGGACAAUCAGAAGGCGUACUUGGUGUGGGACAAACCGGGGCUGUUUGUGCGCUUGACACCAGUUGCGAAAGAGAGCGUAGUAGGGUGA
This is a messenger RNA of Ascochyta rabiei, 1542 nucleotides long. RefSeq names its product Rab geranylgeranyltransferase. Lineage: Eukaryota; Fungi; Ascomycota; Dothideomycetes; Pleosporales; Didymellaceae. The record is from RefSeq and is a predicted model, not a curated record. The transcript has 4 exons. Bases 1 to 1542 code for a protein of 513 amino acids. Gene Ontology annotation, molecular function: heme binding; oxidoreductase activity, acting on paired donors, with incorporation or reduction of molecular oxygen; iron ion binding.